Molecule: messenger RNA, 2058 nt
Organism: Aureobasidium musti
Lineage: Eukaryota; Fungi; Ascomycota; Dothideomycetes; Dothideales; Saccotheciaceae
Source: the annotation of a GenBank genome assembly
AUGACGAACGACAGUACAGAGGUACACCACGACUUCCAGGCUCGACCGCCUCACAGCCAUGUCCAGCGUCUCGAACGAGCUCGUAAAGCAGGUCAACCCGUAGAUGAGCAGCCGCAGGAGAUAUUCUUCGGCGUCGCAGCUACCAAGAGACCAAACGAUAAGAUCGAAGUAGGCUUCUGUGCCCACGAUGGCACCUACAGCAUGGACUUUGCUGUGCACUGCAUUGAAGCUAAAGGUGACGCCGCAAAGACCUUCUCUGACUAUGUGGUCAUGAGAGUCAAGAAUUAUCAAGAUGAACACCACUACAAAUACCUCGGCGCUGGUAUCUCCAAAGCUGCUCGCGAACUCUCGCCAGAUCUGCCUGCUAGAAUGUGGGCCGAACUCGACAUUCCCACUUUGGAAUUUGAGAGAAGUGUUGUGGAGAGCGAUCAUAUCAAGACUCCUGAGGUCGAUGUUGAUGAGGAGGCUGAUGCCAUGGCUAGAAAGUGCGUCGGCAUGUAUGGCCCUCAGAAGCAACCUCUUCUUCAAGUCGGCUUCUUGAAUGAAGUCUCGGUCGAUGCUGCUGGCCAUACCUUACUCUGCACACUGGAGCAAUAUCGCAACACAGUCCGUAAGACAACAUGGGAUGCCACAAUGUACUAUGCCGAACGUCUCAAGAAGAAAGGCAUCAGGAUGGCCUUCCUGAAUGCUACUCCUCAAGGUGGAGGUGUUGCACUAAUGAGACAUGCCUUGGUCAGACUAGCCCGCCUUCUCGAAAUCGAGAUGAAGUGGUAUGUUCCAAGGCCUAAGAAUGAAGUCUUCCGCAUCACAAAGACCAAUCACAACAUCCUCCAAGGUGUUGCUGAGCCCAACGAGCGCCUUACCUCGGAGCAAGCCGAAACAAUCAAGACAUGGAUCUAUAGCACUGCCAAGCGUGACUGGCUACGCAAAAAAGGUCCACUGGCCAAAAUUGAAGACGGAGGUGCUCAUAUCCUUNUUGUCGACGAUCCCCAAAUGCCGGAUAUCGUGCCUCUAGCAAAGGAGAUUGAGCCUGGUCGUCCUGUGCUCUUCCGUUCUCAUAUUCAGGUCAGGGCUGAUUUGGUGGAUGGCGAGCCCAAGAGUCCUACUGCUGAGGUUUUCGAUUGGUUGUAUUCGCGCGUCAAGGAAGCGGACAUGUUCAUCGCUCACCCGGUCAGUGACUUUGUGCCAAAGGUUGUUGAACCCGAGAAAGUGGCUUACUUGCCUGCAACUACUGACUGGCUUGAUGGCUUGAACAAAGAGCUCCGCAAAGAGGAUUCCCAAUACUACUUCCGCAACUACAACACCCACUGUCAGCGCUCCAACCAACCACCUCUCGCUUUCCCUGAUCGCGACUAUAUCGUCCAGAUUGCGCGUUUCGACCCAUCCAAAGGCAUCGACACCGUCAUCCGCUCCUACGGCGAAUUGCGCAGAAAGUACUAUGCAGACACCGACCCUUCCAAAACACCACAACUCUGCAUUGCUGGUCACAGUAGUAUCGACGAUCCCGACGCAAGCGCCAUCUUCGACAAGACCAUGGACCUCAUCGACUCUGAGUACUCGGAAUUUACAGACGACAUCUCAGUCAUGCGACUUGGACCUAUCGAUCAGGAACUCAACGUCUUGAUGAGUAACGCAAAGAUCUGCUUGCAGCUGUCGACGCGUGAAGGUUUCGAAGUCAAGGUCUCGGAAGCUCUGCACAAAGGCGUUCCGGUGAUUGCCACACGUGCCGGCGGCAUUCCUCUACAAGUCGAAGACGGCAAAUCCGGGUUUUUGGUUGAUACUGGCGAUCAUGAGAAGGUCGCCGAGUAUAUGCACAAACUGUUCACUGACAAGGACUUAUACAGCAAGAUGAGUAAGUAUGCAGCUGCUCAUGUCAGUGAUGAGGUCAGUACAGUAGGAAACAUGCUUUCCUGGCUGUUUUUGGCGGAUACGAUGGCUGGAGAGGAGGGAAAGAAGUUGGACGUGAAUGGACGCUGGAUUAAUGAUCUGGCAAGAGAGGGGGCUGGAGUGCCUUAUGAAGAGGGCGAGCCCAGAUUGCCUAGACAUUACAAGACUUGA